UAUAUAUAUUUUCUCCCUCCAAGGCAAACUUUUCUUCCAUUUCAGUUAAACCUAAAAAAUCAACUGUGAAAAAAGCAGUCAACCAAAUCGAUGGUCCGUCAAGCCAGGAGACUGAUCGGCAACCUCUCAUGGCGGCUGUUGUGCCCUAAGCAGCAGCAGCUCCACCAACACCGCAAUUUCGGAUCUCUGCCGCCUCCGCCUGCUGUCUUCGUUGAUAAGAAUACCCGCGUCAUUUGCCAAGGCAUCACCGGAAAGAAUGGCACUUUCCACACCACUUUCCACACCGAACAGGCCAUCGAGUACGGAACCAAGAUGGUUGGAGGUGUUACCCCUGGAAAAGGUGGAACGGAGCACUUGGGACUCCCUGUCUUCAAUUCUGUUGCAGAAGCAAAAGCUGAAGCAAAGGCUAACGCAUCAGUGAUUUAUGUUCCGCCACCUUUUGCAGCUAAAGCCAUUAUGGAAUCAUUGGAGGCCGAACUAGAUUUGAUUGUUUGCAUCACGGAGGGAAUACCACAGCAUGACAUGGUUCGUGUGAAAGCUGCUCUUAAUCAGCAGUCCAAAACCCGGCUAAUCGGCCCAAAUUGUCCUGGCAUUAUCAAGCCAGGAGAGUGUAAAAUUGGAAUUAUGCCUGGAUACAUUCACAAACCAGGACGUAUUGGAAUUGUAUCACGAUCUGGUACAUUGACUUAUGAAGCGGUUUUCCAAACAACUGCUGUUGGCCUUGGGCAGUCUACAUGUGUGGGAAUUGGUGGGGAUCCUUUCAAUGGAACAAAUUUUGUCGAUUGCUUAAGGAAGUUUCUUGUGGAUCCACAGACAGAAGGUAUCGUUCUGAUUGGUGAGAUAGGUGGCACAGCAGAAGAGGAUGCUGCAGCCCUUAUAAAGGAAAGUGGAACUGAGAAGCCAAUUGUAGCUUUUAUUGCUGGACUCACCGCUCCACCUGGCCGAAGAAUGGGCCACGCAGGAGCUAUCGUAUCAGGAGGGAAGGGUACUGCACAAGACAAAAUCAAGACCCUGAGAGAAGCUGGCGUUACUGUGGUUGAGUCGCCUGCCAAAAUAGGCACUGCAAUGCUUGAAGUCUUCAAACAGAGGGGUCUUGUUUGAGCCACUCAAAUUAUAUUUGAUCGUCUUUUUUUUAAAUUGUUGUUCCCUUUUUUCCCGGGACAAGAAUUAGCUGUUUCCUUUUGUUACAGCUUUUAUAAUAACAAAAAGCAUUAUAUUUCUGGAGCUGUUUGUAUAUCAAAGCUGCCGGAAGAAUAUAUUGUCGUAAACCCGAGGGUUCGCACAUACCUUGUUUACUUGAUAGAAGGAUAUUGUGAAGAUAAUCGUUUCCAGUUUCCACUACCUUUGUAUCUUUAUAAAUGGAAGCUUUAGAU
This is a messenger RNA of Erythranthe guttata (spotted monkey flower), 1373 nucleotides long. Its product is annotated as succinate--CoA ligase [ADP-forming] subunit alpha-2, mitochondrial-like. Gene Ontology annotation, biological process: tricarboxylic acid cycle. Gene Ontology annotation, cellular component: succinate-CoA ligase complex (ADP-forming); mitochondrion. The record is from RefSeq and is a predicted model, not a curated record. NCBI's taxonomy places the organism in Eukaryota, Viridiplantae, Streptophyta, Magnoliopsida, Lamiales, Phrymaceae. Gene Ontology annotation, molecular function: succinate-CoA ligase (ADP-forming) activity; succinate-CoA ligase (GDP-forming) activity.